Molecule: messenger RNA, 4739 nt
Organism: Nothobranchius furzeri (turquoise killifish)
Lineage: Eukaryota; Metazoa; Chordata; Actinopteri; Cyprinodontiformes; Nothobranchiidae
Gene: slc12a4
Product: solute carrier family 12 member 4
Biological process (GO): chloride ion homeostasis; cell volume homeostasis; potassium ion homeostasis
Cellular component (GO): plasma membrane
Molecular function (GO): potassium:chloride symporter activity
Source: RefSeq, a predicted model, not a curated record
GCGGGCAGUAUGGUAAUGCCCUCCGGAGGAAAUGAGCGCAGUGAAGUGGAAUGUAGUUGCCUUCAGUGGGAGUUGCUAACAGCUAGCCUGCUAAGCUGAGUUAGAGCUGAGGACGCAGAGGAAAGUGAUGAAAACAUGCCUCACUUCACAGUCGUGCCCGUGAAGGACCAAACUCAGGCCAGCUACGACAGCCUGGAGGGGAUCAACUGGGUUGAUUACAGGGACACUGGACAGGACAGCUUUGACCAGCAGGACACGGUUAGUUCUGAUGGACACGGGAAUCAUAAAGAAGACAGUCCUUUCCUCAGCAGUCCCGACUCAGAUGGCAAAAGAAAUGACUUCUACGACAGAAACCUGGCUCUGUUCGAGGAAGAGCUGGACAUCCGGCCGAAGGUGUCGUCUCUACUCAGCCGCUUGGUCAGCUACACCAGCAUCACUCAGGGGGCCAAGGAGCACGAGGAGGAGGAGAGCGCUGAGACCUCACGUCGUAAGACCCCCAAGUCUCCCAACAUGGGCACCCUGAUGGGGGUGUACCUGCCGUGCCUCCAGAACAUCUUCGGGGUCAUUCUGUUCCUGCGGCUGACGUGGAUCGUGGGAAUGGCCGGCAUCAUCCAGUCCCUCCUGAUUGUCAUCAUGUGCUGCUCUUGUACCAUGUUGACAGCCAUAUCCAUGAGCGCCAUCGCCACCAACGGUGUUGUUCCAGCUGGAGGAGCCUAUUUCAUGAUCUCCCGCUCCCUCGGCCCUGAGUUUGGAGGAGCCGUGGGUCUGUGCUUCUACUUGGGCACCACAUUUGCUUCUGCCAUGUACAUACUGGGAGCCAUUGAAAUCUUCUUGAAAUACCUGGUCCCUCAGGCGGCCAUUUUUCACUCCACAGAUCCGCUGGGAAAUGACAGCACCUUGCUCAACAACAUGCGAGUGUAUGGCUCCAUUUGUCUCAGCCUGAUGGCCGUGGUUGUUUUCGUCGGGGUCAAGUAUGUCAACAAGUUGGCCUCCCUUUUCCUGGCCUGCGUUAUUAUUUCAAUAGUCUCCAUCUACGCCGGAGCAGUCAAAUCCAUGACUCAUCCACCAGAAUUCCCGAUUUGCAUGCUGGGCAACAGGACUUUGGUGAGGGAUCGCUUUGAUGUGUGUGCUAAAACUGUGGUGAGGGGGAACGUGACAGAACCGAGCCAGCUGUGGGACAGGUUCUGCCUCCCUGGGAAUCUUAGUACCGCUCAAUGUGACGACUACUUCAUCCAGAACAACGUGACAGAGAUCCAAGGCAUCCCUGGACUGGGCAGUGGCGUCAUCAGAGACAACAUGUGGAGCGACUACCUGCAGAAAGGGGAGAUCUUAGAGAAAGCCGGGCUGCAGUCAGUGGAGGCUCACAGUCCCGUAGAGAACUUUCUGAACUACGUGUCAGCAGACAUCGCCACAUCCUUCACACUUCUAGUUGGCAUCUUCUUCCCUUCUGCCACAGGGAUAAUGGCAGGUUCAAACAGAUCUGGGGAUCUCAGAGAUGCUCAGAAGUCCAUCCCUGUGGGAACAAUCUUGGCCAUCACCACUACGUCACUUGUUUAUCUAAGCUCGGUGGUGUUGUUUGGAUCGUGUAUAGAGGGAGUUGUCCUGAGAGACAAAUUCGGAGAUGCCGUUCACAAGAACCUUGUUGUUGGGACUCUGUCGUGGCCUUCUCCAUGGGUAAUUGUGAUUGGCUCCUUCUUCUCCACUGUUGGUGCAGGGCUGCAAUCUCUCACUGGUGCGCCACGACUUCUGCAAGCGAUAGCAAAAGACAACAUCAUCCCCUUUCUUAGGGUGUUUGGGCACGGAAAGACCAACGGGGAGCCGACGUGGGCCCUGCUGCUGACUGGUCUCAUAGCGGAACUUGGCAUCCUUAUUGCAUCACUGGACAUGGUGGCUCCCAUCCUUUCCAUGUUCUUCUUGAUGUGUUAUCUCUUUGUAAACCUAGCAUGUGCUGUUCAAACGCUCCUGCGAACGCCUAACUGGAGGCCAAGGUUUAAAUAUUACCACUGGACUUUAUCAUUCCUGGGCAUGAGUAUGUGUCUGGCUUUGAUGUUCAUUUCCUCCUGGUACUAUGCCAUAGUGGCCAUGGGGAUUGCUGGGAUGAUCUACAAGUACAUUGAGUACCAGGGAGCCGAGAAGGAGUGGGGCGAUGGGAUAAGAGGAUUAUCUCUCAGUGCUGCACGUUACGCCCUGCUGAGGCUAGAAGCUGGACCUCCUCACACCAAAAAUUGGAGACCUCAGCUCUUGGUGCUGUUGAAGCUGGAUGAAGACCUUCAUGUAAAAUACCCCAGGCUGCUCACCUUUGCCUCUCAGCUGAAAGCAGGAAAAGGUCUGACUAUUGUUGGCUCGGCCAUCCAGGGCAACUUCCUGGACAGCUAUGGGGAAAUGCAGGCAGCGGAGCAGGCAAUAAAGAACAUGAUGGAGAUCGAGCGGGUCAAAGGUUUCUGUCAAGUUGUGGUGGCCACUAAGGUCCGGGAGGGCGUCGUCCAUCUGAUCCAGUCCUGCGGCCUUGGGGGGAUGAAGCACAACACGGUGGUGAUGGGCUGGCCGUACGGCUGGAGACAGAGCGAAGACCCUCGAGCAUGGAAGACUUUUAUUAACACGGUUCGCUGCACAACAGCUGCCCACCUGGCUCUGAUGGUCCCCAAAAAUGUGUCCUUUUACCCGAGCAACCACGAACGCUUCACAGAUGGCAACAUUGAUGUGUGGUGGAUCGUCCACGAUGGGGGAAUGCUAAUGCUGCUCCCGUUCCUGCUCAAACAGCACAAGGUCUGGAAGAAAUGUAAGAUGCGCAUCUUCACUGUAGCCCAGAUGGAUGACAACAGCAUCCAGAUGAAGAAGGAUCUGGCCACAUUCCUGUAUCAGCUGAGAAUAGAGGCUGAGGUGGAGGUGGUGGAGAUGCAUGACAGCGACAUCUCGGCUUACACCUACGAACGGACAUUAAUGAUGGAGCAGAGGUCCCAAAUGCUACGGCAGAUGAGGCUUUCCACUACAGAGCGGCAACGAGAGGCUCAGCUGGUUAAAGACAGACACUCACUGGUGCGAAUGGGAAGUCUAUACUCAGAUGAGGAGGAGGAGCCUGUGGAAGUUCCUCCACAGAAGGUUCAGAUGACAUGGACCAGAGAGAAGCAUGAAGCUGAAAAGCGAAAUCGCAACAAUGCUCCUGAGAACUUCAGAGAGCUCAUGAGCCUCAAACCGGAUCAGUCCAACGUGAGAAGGAUGCACACAGCUGUGAAGCUGAAUGAAGUGAUAGUCAACAGGUCCCACGACGCUCGGCUAGUGCUGCUCAACAUGCCGGGUCCUCCUCGCAACACGGACGGAGAUGAAAACUACAUGGAGUUUCUGGAGGUGUUGACUGAGGGUUUGGAACGCGUGCUGCUGGUGAGAGGAGGAGGUCGGGAGGUCAUCACCAUCUACUCAUGACUAGUUAGGAGUUCCUAUGGAAGGGCUUUGGAAGAAGACGUUCUGCUUUGGGACUUCCAGCAGCUCUUGGUUCACAUACCAACUUUUGAGUGCAAAAGAGUUUAUUCUAUUUUUGUAGAACAUCUUUAAUCAACCGUACGUAUGUACCUGUCGGUUUGUAAUUUUAUACUUCUAAUAUGAAAUUCAGUGCAUUUAUCAAACACAAACAUUACAUGAUUGCUGUUUUUAUGUUUGCAGGAGGCCAAAACAGCGUGUUAUACAGUAUUAUUAUUUAGUGAUCGAACUGUGCUGGAUGGACGCAGCUCACCUUUAGGUAAAUCCUAGGUCAAUUAGUUAAGGAUCUAAAAAUAAAAUAUAGCAACAAAUCUUUAUUUUUCUAAUUGUGUACAAAGACAAAAGCUAAUUAUGCCCUUAAAUAUCAAAAUGAUCUCCUGAAAAGAUUACACGGACAAGGAUUCUGUUUCUGUUUUGGUUUCUGGUGCAAGAAGCAUAAACACACAUCUGACCAAAAGUACAUGACGUGACAGAUGAAACAAAGAAUGUGUCAGGAGUGAAGCGGGACCCAAAAUAAGUCAUUUGCAUUUUUAUUUUUCAAGGAUGAAUAACACCAUUCACGUCGCCGCGGUACACAUUCCUAUCACCAGAACUUUUACAUAAUGCAAAUAGCUGUUACAUCCCAGUUUCCACCGCUGCGUUUUUCUCUGGAUCAGCGGCCAUUUGUGCAGUGGCCCAUCGAGUGAGGCGGGAAAAUAAUGUUGUUAAAAAUAUCGUACUUUUAUACCAGAAUUAGAUUCCAAAACAGUGUAUUUUACGUAUUUUUAUUUAAUAUUUAUACUAUUUAUUUUCCAACCUUUUAAUAACUGAGGCUUCAUGUUUGAUGUUCCAGAAGAAGUCCAGUUAGAAAUUCUGGAAGGCAGAAAUCAAAUUUUUCAUGAAGUUUAUAUGUUUGGAAGCUUAGUUUUGCUGUUGAAUCGAGAAGCGAAGCAUCGAACCGUGAAACGAUUUUAUUUGUACUUUAUUUUUACUCACCUGGGACCUUUAUCCGUUGAGACAAAGAAUGUCUUCUUUUUUUUUUUUUUUUUUUUUUUAAAUGAUGUUUAACAUUUUUGUAAUAUCAGACCCAAGGUUUAGUAUUUAUAACGCUUAUUUUAUUUGUGUUUUGUAUUUGUCACUUUGUGUAUUUUCAAUAAAUAAAUAUCUGCAUGGUAUAUCUAUGGUACUUAAAACUGCCUGAGUAGCUGCUUAUAAAGUGUUUUUAGUGAUAAAUAAUUUUAUGUUACACCGGUUAUCAAAAGGUGAUAAUAAAUCAGUCCAAUCUC